Oryza brachyantha (malo sina) is the source of this 1315-nucleotide messenger RNA. Its product is annotated as transcription factor JUNGBRUNNEN 1-like. Lineage: Eukaryota; Viridiplantae; Streptophyta; Magnoliopsida; Poales; Poaceae. Bases 46 to 1089 code for a protein of 347 amino acids. The record is from RefSeq and is a predicted model, not a curated record. Gene Ontology annotation, biological process: regulation of DNA-templated transcription. The transcript is spliced from 3 exons. Gene Ontology annotation, molecular function: DNA binding.
AUUCGAUCGAAGAGGACGAACGGCGAACGAUUGAGCAAAAUCAAUAUGGUGCCAUCUGCAGAGAUGAAGAGUAGGGUUUUUGAAGAUGAGGUUGGAGGUGGGGUGAAUCUAAGGGGGGAGGAGGAGGAGGAAGACGACGAUGAUUUGGUGCUCCCGGGGUUCCGGUUCCACCCUACCGACGAAGAGCUCGUGACGUUCUACCUCCGCCGGAAGAUCGCCGGAAAGCGGCUGAGCAUCGAGAUCAUCAAGGAGAUGGACAUCUACAAGCAUGACCCGUCAGACUUCCUCAAGACGAGCACGGUGGGCAGCGAAAAGGAAUGGUACUUCUUCUGCCUGCGCGGGAGGAAGUACCGGAACAGCAUCCGCCCCAACAGGGUCACCGGCUCCGGCUUCUGGAAGGCCACCGGCAUCGACCGUCCCAUCUGCUCUGCCGCCGGCGACGGCGCCAUCGGCCUCAAGAAGUCCCUCGUCUACUACCGCGGCAGCGCCGGCAAGGGCACCAAGACCGACUGGAUGAUGCACGAGUUCCGCCUCCCUCCGCCGACCUCCUCCGCCGCCGACUCCUCCCCGCCGCCGAGCAUGCAAGAAGCGGAAGUGUGGACCAUCUGCCGGAUCUUCCAGAGGAACAUCACCCACAAGAGGCAGCCACAACCGCAGCUCGCCGUCGCCGCCGCGGCGCCGCAGCCGGACUCGGCGAGCUCGAUCACCGGCAGCGUCGAGUCCGACAGCAACGGCGACGACGUCGUCGAGUACAUGAACCGCCUGCAGGCGCAGCAUGAGCAGCACGACGCUCCGGCGACGGCGAGCAACGUGAACGGUGGCUACAACCCGCACUACUUUCACGACCAAUGGAACAGUAAUCAUAACAUGCUCCAGCCAGCAGCGGCGGCGCCGGAGCCUUCGCCGGCGAUGGCAGCGUUCCAGGAUCAUCUGACUGAUCACCAGAGCAUUCUUAGCUCGCCGGCGCCGAGUGAUCAAUACUACAAGGAUGGAUACAACGACGACAUUUACAGGAUGGUGAUGGAGCUGGCUGAUCCGAGCUUGUUCUAUGAUCACUGUAGAUACUUGGACAGUUGCACCAGUUUAUAGCUUUAAUUUUGUUUUUGUCCAGAAAAUUAAACUGAGCUGCAGCAGAAACAGAGAAAGAAGCCAGAAAUCUGUCGACAAACCUGGGAGACUGACAUUGUGGGCCCACACAGGGGCCGUUCUGAAGAAAGAGUGCGUGAAAUUAGGAUAGAUAUGUUGCAUGAUGGCCGUGCGUUUGUUAAUCUUUGGUUAUUUUCAUUGUAGGCAGUAAUAAUUGUUAAUGUGCAUC